AUGAAGUCAGUCGUCGCUCUCGCAUCCCUCCUGCCCCUGCUCGCCUCCGCAGCACCCACACCACAAGGCACGGUCGCAGUCCCAGCGUUCACCAAGGGUCAAAUCAUUGGCAUCACACAGCAACUCAACCGCGAAGAUACCGCCAACACUACUGGCAAUGCCAUCGUGGAAGCAGCUGUGACUCUUCCCGGCCCAGCCGGCCAAACCGGCCCAUGGUGUGCAGGUUUCUCCGAUGACAAGGCCCAAAACGUCGUCAAGUCGAUCAAUAACAAGCUCGACGGUAUCUUCAACUCAGAACGCACGGCUUCGUACGGUGAUGUCCCUGUGGUCAUCGCCAGCUACUGGUGCGCCGCCACGCGUCUCGAGGUCGAGCAGUUCGUCGCCAAGAUCGGUCCCUUUGCUCCCAAGCCUGACACUGGCGCGGCUCCAGCCAUCAGCAAUCCAGCCGCUAGCGCAACCACCACUACUACCACUACCGCAUCGGCAGCUACAGCCACAGCCACCGCCUCCCUCCUCCCCAAAGGCACCAAGCUCACCAUCACCCAACAGCUCGACCGUCAAGACACCGCCAACACAGUCGAUGGCCUAAUCCUUGGCACUACCCCCACCAACCCCGGUAAUGUCGCUGUCGAGGCCGCCGUGAACGAAGUCGGACCCUGGUGCGCCGGCUUCAGUGACGCCAAAGCGCAGAACGUGGUCAAGAGCAUCAACGAGAAGAAGGACGGCAUCUUCAACUCUGUCCGGCCCGCUAGCUAUGGCAACACCCCUGUCCCGAUUGGCUCCUACUGGUGUGCGAACACCCGUCUCGAGGUCGAGCAGUUCGUUGCUAAGGUUGGUCCAUUUGCACCGAAGCCUGCUGCUGGUGCCGACACAGGCGCUGUUGCAUCGCCGGUCGGAAGUGCUCCUGCUGCUGGCAUUACUUCUCCUCCUGUUCUGGGUGCAGGUAAAGUUUCUGCGCCGGUGACUGUUACUGUCACUGUCACUGCGCCUGCUUCUUGCGAUCAGCAGCAGGGUCCUUGGAGCAAGCAGGGUGGCUGGAAGGGUCAGCAAAAUGGUGGAAACCUCAUGGACAUGCUCGCUGGUGGCAGCAACUAG
This is a messenger RNA of Cyphellophora attinorum, 1095 nucleotides long. RefSeq lists its product as uncharacterized. Lineage: Eukaryota; Fungi; Ascomycota; Eurotiomycetes; Chaetothyriales; Cyphellophoraceae. The record is from RefSeq and is a predicted model, not a curated record. Bases 1 to 1095 code for a protein of 364 amino acids. The transcript has 2 exons.